Messenger RNA from Quercus robur (English oak), 1410 nucleotides. RefSeq names its product mannose-1-phosphate guanylyltransferase 1-like. Gene Ontology annotation, cellular component: cytoplasm. Gene Ontology annotation, molecular function: GTP binding; mannose-1-phosphate guanylyltransferase (GTP) activity. Gene Ontology annotation, biological process: cell wall mannoprotein biosynthetic process; GDP-mannose biosynthetic process. Lineage: Eukaryota; Viridiplantae; Streptophyta; Magnoliopsida; Fagales; Fagaceae. Bases 242 to 1327 code for a protein of 361 amino acids. The record is from RefSeq and is a predicted model, not a curated record. The transcript is spliced from 5 exons.
UAGCACCCAAUGACCAUUAGCCAACUCGGAGAUAUGACGCAGGCUCCACGCUAUUUCUUAUUCCUCAAAAACAAAACUGAGUUUGAGAGUUUAGACAUUUACUUUAGACCUCGGAAGCUUCCAAUUUCUUAAAAUUCGAAGAGAGUCCUAUAUCGAAACCUUUGUCUGUCUCAGCAGAACGUUCAUCAUCAGCUCUCUCUCUGUCUCUCUCUCUUUGAAAAGAAGGAUUUAGGCUGUCACCAUGAAAGCACUAAUUCUUGUUGGAGGGUUUGGAACAAGGUUGAGGCCUUUGACCCUCAGUGCACCAAAGCCGCUGGUUGAAUUUGCCAACAAACCCAUGAUACUGCAUCAGAUUGAAGCUCUCAAAGCUAUUGGAGUGACUGAAGUGGUUUUGGCCAUCAAUUACCAACCAGAGCUUAUGCUGAAUUUCUUAAAAGAAUUUGAGAAAAAGCUUGAAAUCAAGAUCACCUGCUCACAGGAGACUGAGCCCCUUGGUACAGCAGGUCCUUUAGCUCUAGCAAGGGAUAAAUUGAUAGAUGGCUCUGGCAAGCCUUUCUUUGUCCUUAACAGUGAUGUUAUAAGUGAGUACCCGCUAAAAGAAAUGAUUGAAUUCCACAAAAGUCAUGGUGGGGAAGCUUCAAUUAUGGUUACUAAGGUGCAUGAGCCGUCAAAAUAUGGUGUGGUGGUUACAGAAGAAACAACCGGGAAAGUAGAAAAAUUUGUAGAGAAACCAAAAAUAUUUGUGGGCAACAAGAUCAAUGCUGGAAUCUACCUGUUGAACCCCUCUGUUCUUGAUCGGAUUGAAUUGAGGCCCACUUCAAUUGAAAAGGAGGUGUUUCCUAAGAUUGCAGCAGAGAAAAAGCUUUAUGCUAUGCUCUUACCUGGGUUUUGGAUGGACAUUGGACAGCCAAAAGAUUACAUUACAGGCCUAAGACUGUACCUGGAUUCCUUGCGGAAAAAAUCCUCACCAAAAUUGGCCAAGGGAUCUCACAUUUUAGGAAAUGUCCUUAUAGAUGAGACUGCUGUAAUUGGGGAUGGUUGUCUUAUUGGACCUGAUGUAGCCAUUGGUCCAGGAUGUGUAAUUGAGCCAGGGGUUAGGCUCUCAUGCUGUACUUUAAUGCGUGGAGUUCGAAUCAAGAAGCAUGCUUGCAUCUCCAGUAGUAUCAUUGGAUGGCAUUCCACUGUUGGGAGGUGGGCUCGAGUAGAGAACAUGACAAUCUUAGGAGAAGAUGUUCAUGUAGGUGAUGAGAUUUACAGCAAUGGGGGCGUUGUCCUGCCUCAUAAGGAGAUUAAAUCUAGCAUUUUGAAACCAGAGAUUGUUAUGUGAGAAUUAAUGUGAGAUAUGGUUCAGGCAUCUACCAUGUUCAGUAUAUUAACUUGAUUUUGAAAGAGUUUUAACUCUUUUUUAAA